Messenger RNA from Gossypium raimondii (Peruvian cotton), 606 nucleotides. Its product is annotated as protein MAIN-LIKE 1-like. The record is from RefSeq and is a predicted model, not a curated record. The transcript has 4 exons. NCBI's taxonomy places the organism in Eukaryota, Viridiplantae, Streptophyta, Magnoliopsida, Malvales, Malvaceae. The coding region runs from base 1 to 606 and encodes 201 amino acids.
AUGGCUCGAUUGAUUGGAAGCGAUAGACACAUAUCUGAUGCGGCUAAUAAUGCGCUCCUAGGAGACUCGCUAGGGGACGGCGAGUCAUAUUUUUUCGGCAUAAAAUUUACAUGGCUGAAAGCCAAAAUUGGACAAUCAUCAGCGACUGCCACUAAAGGUGAGUUGAUGUGCGCUGCUCGAGCGUACAUCAUGCAUAUGGUAGGGGCAAUACUCAUGCCUGAUGCAAACGACGACAAUGUGCAUUUGAUGUACUUGCCUCUGUUAGCUGAUUUGUCCACUGCUAGGUCGUAUAGCUGGGGUUCCGCCAUUCUAGCAAUGUUGUACCGGGAGCUUUGUCGGGCGACAAACUCGGAUGUUGUAGACAUGGGCGGAUGCCUCAUAUUGCUGCAGUCCUGGGCACUUUAUCGGCUGCCAUUUUUGGCAUCCGUUAGUCACCAAUCGUGGAGUGUUCGUCCAAGCAUCGGGAAGUCGUAUGAUGUCCCGAUAUACCGCCUCAUGAUUGAACAGCAUACCCGGGAAGGGUCGAGUGAUAUCAUGGAGAUCGGGUGCUACGAUAGUUUGGUUGCAUCCAACCUAUCCCGGAUCCGCCGUGCCAGGUGGAGGUAG